Molecule: messenger RNA, 1726 nt
Organism: Hymenoscyphus albidus
Lineage: Eukaryota; Fungi; Ascomycota; Leotiomycetes; Helotiales; Helotiaceae
Source: the annotation of a GenBank genome assembly
AUGAGAAGAACGUACGGUGUCAAAAAGGCAACCAGAAGUACUGCAGCAAGCGCAAUCUUUGGCACAAGUGAUGCAAGAAAGGAUCCCCUUAUUUCGGGCCGUCAAGUCCUCUCUGACAUCACCAAUGCCGCUGAAUCCACCACUUUAAAUGAGGAUGCCAAGAAGAGCACCGAAGCGGAAAAAUCAGUGUCGAAAGAAGUUGAAGAUGAUGUUAUUGAUGCAAUUGAGAAUCUGAAUUUGCACGAUGAUUCUGAGGAGAUAGAUGAACUAGAAUCUCCACCUAGAGAUGCUGUACCGGAUGUCAAAGCUAAGAAGAAGAAAUGUAAGUCAUAAACUAAAGAUUAAUUCCACUUCUGUGGUGCCCAUUACUUAUAAGCGUAGUAGUGCCAAAACAUGAUCCUCAGUCCAAGCCCCUGGGUUUCCCACACCGAGAACACUUUGAGCCACUACUAUCAGCCUACGCCACAGACCGCGCAUCAGAAAUGCUGGUGCUCGACUGGGCAGAAAUCCUUCCAAAGUGGACAAAAACACACAAAUACGAGAUCACGAAGAUAGCAGAAGCAUCAUAUGCUGAAGUGUAUCGGCUUAUCGAGGAAGAAGCAUCUUGUGUUGAUGGCCUACGUCGUUCAUCUAUACUCAAGGUCAUGCGACUGAAAUCUCCACGCGACCCAGAAUCCCUCGAAUGCGACACUGCUAGUCGGGUUGAAGACGUGGUUUCCGAAAUUAGGAUUAUGAAUGCUCUUACUGAGAUUCCGGGCUAUGUUAGCUUUAAAGAUGCGUUUUUGGUCAAGGGCGCUGCAGAGCCGUUUCUUGUUAAUGCGUGGGAUGAAUAUGUGCGAACUUGUGAGGAAGAAGAAUCUUAUUUCACCGACCCGAGGGAAUACACGGAAGACACGGUUUUUCUUGUGGUUGAGUUGGGAGACGCGGGGAUCACUUUGGAUGACUAUAGAAUCGAAUCUGUCGAGGAGGUUUGGGAUAUAUUCCUAGGAUCGGUUAUGGCUUUGGCAAUGGGGGAAAUAGACAGAGGAUUUGAAGUGAGUUUACAUUUGCAACACACUUUCAGCAUUUACUGACCGGAAACAGCAUCGAGAUCUCCACGAGAACAACAUUUGCGUUGUCAAGGUUCGAGAUGCCGCUAUACCAGAAAAAGACUCGUCUUUGAAGUGGAAGAACUCUGGUCUCGAAAUUACUCUCAUCGACUAUGGACUGUCCAGAGCAACACUGCCAAAUGGCGAGACUAUGUGCUAUCCCCUCGAAAACGACCUCGGUAUCUUCCGAGGUAGCGAUGGGCAUCCCCAAUUCAACGCAUACAGAAAGUCAGUAUUCCCGCUUCAACCCCUUAUCUACACAACUAACCACCUUCUCUAGGAUGCGAAACCAUCUCUUCACAGGCCGCCACAUGAGCGAGAAGAAAGCCUGGCACGACGAAGAAUCCCGAUCCCUGGAUAAUGGACAUACCUGGGACGAGCACGUUCCCUAUACCAACGUCAUCUGGCUGCAAUAUCUCCUCGGCUACCUGAAAAAGCAAUUCACUCAGAGUCCAACGUACACACGUGAAGCUAAUGCUACCUUCCAAACCGAAAUCAGGGAGAUUGAACGGGGAAUGUCGACGCGUACGAAGAUUGAUAAUGGGGCUUUUACGAGUGCGGCGCAGGUUUUGGAGCGGUGUAUGGAACUUGGAUAUAUCCACUAUGAAGAUUUUGAGGCGAGUGGGAUCCUCGGGUGA